AUACACAAAUUUUCAGAGACACUUGACAAUGAAAUCAGUCAUUACCAUUCACGCACACAAUGACACGCAGAAACCUAUCAAGAAAGCUAAAUAAUACCUAAACUGAAAUUGUUUUUAUCUCGUUAUUUUUUUAAUACGCAUAAUUUGACAAGUCCCCAGACAUUAUGACGUCAACGCUGUCUGGCUCGCGCAAGGCUUGGAGUGGGGGGGUUGAGGCACGCGGACAGAGAGGGAGGAGGAAGAAGAAGAAGGGGAAAAAAAACAUCAUCAUCAUCAUCAUCAUCAAUGCGCUGUUGGUGCGGGGGUCACGAACUAUGACCUUUAACAGAAGAAAAUAAUAAUUAUUUUUUAUGGAACAACCGAGCGCCUUAAAGCUGAGAGCGGCGUCCCUCUGAGACCUCACUAAUGACUCUACAUGAUCAUGGCGACCAACCUGAACCUGCUCUCUCAGCAGAAAUCAGACUCUGAGCAUGAGGCAGAGGGGUCAUGCUCUCCAUCAGAUCCAUCAGAUCCAGUGAUGGGUGAGUCUCCCCAGCGCUUUCGGGUCAUCUCUGCAGAGCCUGCCACAACACCACAGCGAAUACAGAUUGUAACCGACCAGCAGACGGGUCAGAAGAUCCAGAUUGUGACAGCGAUGAACCCGUCCAGUGCUUCAAAGCAGCAGUUCAUCCUGACAACGGCUGACAGCUCAGGGGCGAGCAAAGUUAUCCUGGCCUCACCGGAGACUCACAACUCGAAGCAGGUCAUCUUCACAGCUGCAGACAGCCUGAUGCCAGGAAGGAUACAGAUCGUCACAGAUCCAGUGUCAAUGGAGCGUUUGUUGGGACAGUCAGGAGAUCUAAGUCGAUCUCAGCCAGUGGAAUAUUGCGUGGUGUGUGGCGACAAAGCUUCAGGGCGUCACUAUGGAGCUGUCAGCUGUGAGGGAUGCAAAGGUUUCUUCAAGCGGAGUGUGAGGAAAAAUCUCACCUACAGUUGUCGCAGUAAGCAGGACUGUGUCAUCAACAAACAUCACCGCAACCGCUGCCAGUUCUGCCGGCUGAGAAAAUGCCUUAACAUGGGGAUGAAAACUGAUUCUGUCCAGAGUGAGAGGAAACCCAUCGACGUUGUUCCCCGAGAAAGACACUCCAACUGUGCUGCCUCCACCCAGAAGAUCUACAUCCGCAAGGAUCUCAACAGCCCACUCAUCGCUACACCAACCUUUAUCUCUGAUACAGAUACAGAUGGUUCCAGAUCCAGCCUGCUGGACCAGGGAAUGCUGGUUAAUAUCCAGCAGCCGGUUAUUCAGGCUGAUGGGACGUUGCUGUUGGCAACAGACUCCAAGAUGGAUUCUGAGCACGGAAACCUGGGGACGCUUGCCAAUGUUGUGACAUCACUUGCCAACCUGAGUGAUUCGCUGAAAGAAAGCCUGAACAAUGGUGAUACCUCAGACAGCCAGCAGGAGGAGCAGUCUGCAAGCGAGAUAACACGUGCCUUUGACACUCUGGCCAAAGUCUUCAACCCACCUGAAGCAGGGGGAGAACAGAACCUGGCUGAGAAGUCGCAUUGUGUCAGUGGGACUACCAUCCAGCUGAUUGGACGGGACCAAGAGACGCCCAUCAUUGAGGUGGAGGGACCGCUGCUCACCGACAGCCAUGUUGGUUUCAAGCUGACCAUGCCCAGCCCCAUGCCCGAGUAUCUGAAUGUACACUACAUCUGUGAGUCGGCGUCCAGGCUCCUCUUCCUCUCCAUGCACUGGGCACGCUCCAUUCCUGCCUUCUCAGUACUUGGUCAGGAGGCAAACACAAGCUUGGUGCGAGCUUGCUGGAACGAGCUGUUCAUCCUGGGUCUUGCUCAGUGUGCUCACGUGAUGAACCUGUCAACCAUCCUGACUGCCAUCAUUAACCAUCUGCAAAGCAGCGUCCAGGACGACAAACUUUCUGGAGAGAGGGUGAAGCAGGUGAUGGAGCACAUCUGGAAGUUCCAGGAGUUUUGUAACAGCAUGACACGGCUGGAGACUGACAGCUACGAAUAUGCCUACCUAAAGGCUAUUGUGUUGUUCAGUCCUGAUCACCCAGGUGUGGAGAGCAGCGGCCAGGUUGAGAAGUUCCAAGAGAAAGCCCUCAUGGAGCUGCAAGACUAUGUGCAAAAAACAUAUCCUGAAGACACAUACAGACUAACACGCAUCCUGACACGUCUGCCUGCCCUUCGUCUAAUGAACUCAAGUAUCACAGAGGAACUUUUCUUCACUGGUUUGAUAGGCAACGUCUCUAUUGACAGCAUCAUUCCCUACAUACUCAAGAUGGAGACAGCGGAGUAUAACAGCCAGGACUCGGACUCAACAGAAUGACAACACACCAAGGACCUAGAAAGUGUCAGUUAAGUUUGUAAAUCUCAUUUUCAGGUACAUGGUCUCUAGAGGGCUGUAGUUGAACUACAAAUCUUUGUUUUCUAACAUUACUUGCCGGAUUUGGCGUAACAUGGCAUUGGAAAACCAGGAUGGCCAGGAAUGUUUUCUGCACUUCAUGCUGUGAGUCGCUCUUAAGUACAUGGGGGAAAAAUAUUCAGUCAGCUGUAACUUCUCAACUGUUUCUUUUAAUAUUUUCUUCACAUUUCAUUGAGCACUUUGAUCCUCAUUGUCAAAUAGCCUGAAGUUUAAAUAAGCCUUACGUUCUGUGAUGUUAAUCAAAUACAUUUAAUUUUGAGUACUAGCCUUUGAUCCAAAAAUGUCAAAUAAAAUACCAAACACAGCCUGAAUUGUAAACAUCAGAUUAUGUAAACCUACAGGAGGAUCAUAUUGUUUUGGUUUCUUCUGCUGCCAGCACUUCUGCAGUCGGUACGUUUCAUGUUUGUGGCAAAAGUUUCAGACUCAAACACGGACGUCUCUAAUAGCCAAGAAAUUUAAAAUCACUUUCACAUCAGAAUAUAUAUAAACUGGCUUUGUAUGUUUUUUUUUCCCCUUUGAUGUUUUUGUCCAAGUAUUUUAACAAAAGCUAAUUAACAAACCUCACAAUUAUUACGUAUAAUCUAAAUGGAGGCCUUUAACUUAUUUUGUUUAUUUUACGACACUUACAGCCAGAUCACCCAUGUCCAUACCGUUGGCCUGAACUAUGGUUUAACAAGGUAAAUUUAGUUUCAGGUUCAGUUUAAGAUGAAGCGGAUUCACUUCUUACCUUGAUCUAUCACCAUGGGAACUCAUAGAAGAAACUCGGGCAGCAUAAUAUUAGAAAAACAGUAAACAAAGCAAUAUUAUUGCUGAAUACUGAGAAAAUUACAAUUAUUUCUUUAAUUGGUCUGAUUCUUUUUCCAUCAUUGUUGUAUAAGCAAAAUUAUGCUUUGAUCAUUUGAAUAUGAGAUUGAAAUGAACACUAAUCUUCACAUUCCCGGCAAUUGUUUUGGGAUUUUUUUAGGUACUAUUAUUGGUAUGUGCCAACAUUAGGAAUUUGAUCAGCAUUGAUCCGAUUAAAAAAAA
This is a messenger RNA of Xiphophorus hellerii (green swordtail), 3448 nucleotides long. It is a transcript of the gene nr2c2, whose product is annotated as nuclear receptor subfamily 2, group C, member 2. Gene Ontology annotation, biological process: regulation of DNA-templated transcription. Gene Ontology annotation, molecular function: DNA-binding transcription factor activity; sequence-specific DNA binding; zinc ion binding. The record is from RefSeq and is a predicted model, not a curated record. The coding region runs from base 416 to 2326 and encodes 636 amino acids. The transcript has 15 exons. Lineage: Eukaryota; Metazoa; Chordata; Actinopteri; Cyprinodontiformes; Poeciliidae.